AAUUAUUAUGUUUUUAUUGUCUAUGAACCCAAUGUCAAAAUUUUAAAAGAUAUUGACAAUGACAGAAUUAUAAUAAGAGAAGGCAUUAACACUCAUAAGAAGAAAUUAAAUGAUUAAUUUGACUCCGUACACAUUCCAGCCCGCUACUUUUAGACUUGUCAGGUUGUGGAAGAAUGCCCGAGCGAUAUCGGACUGGCUAACGUUAAGUGUGUCCUCCGUGUGCUGCCCGUGCUGCGAGACUAUGUCCCUCUCAGGCUCCUCUUGCUCCGAAACCUCCGAAAAGUCCGCCGACAACCAGUCUCAAUUGGUAUCGUCGCCAGUAAUAGACGCCGGCAGGGGGACCGGCGAGCCGUUCCAGCCCCACCAUGUCGUGAUAGACUUCAGUCCGCGCCCUGAGGACACCGACGAAGUGCAGGAGCGGUGCAUCGAGUUCCUAAAACUGGUCAACAAUUCGCCAAAUUUGAGAGAAGCUUGUAGCUCGAGAGCCCAUGACAUGAUUCCGGAAGAAACGUCGCUUAGCUCUUCUAAAAGCAAAGAGAAAAUUAUAGCAAAUGGCAAUGCACAAGACUUUCCAGCCAUACAUGCAGUCAAAAAAUUAUCAGCCAGAGGUGCCGUGAAAGCCGCCUUCGAAACGAAUCUCGUCAGGUCAUAACAUACUUUUAUUUUUACAUUUACAUAUAUUU
Molecule: messenger RNA, 683 nt
Organism: Papilio machaon (common yellow swallowtail)
Lineage: Eukaryota; Metazoa; Arthropoda; Insecta; Lepidoptera; Papilionidae
Exons: 4
Coding region: 110-652 (180 amino acids)
Source: RefSeq, a predicted model, not a curated record